AUGCAGGCGGCGGGCCUCGAGGUGCUCGCGUGCGCCUCCUCCCCGCCGGUGCCGGAGGCGGACUACUUGCCGCGCGCCACGCUGUCGCGGCAGCUCUCCGAGAGCUACCAGGUCGAGGUCGUGGACUUCCUCGGCCUGCGCUCCGAGCGGUGCCUGACGGGUGCCAACUGGUUUCUGGUGGUCCAGAAGGGCCUGGUCGCCCCGUGGUGCUUCCGGAGGGACGUGAUGGGCGCGUUCCGUGGCGUGCGGAAUUGGUGGACCAGGCUCGACCCCGAGCACAAUUUCGUGGUUCCCGAGGAGGGCACCUUCCUUGCGCUGUUCCGGAAUGGUGCCCAGGGCAUGUUGCCUUGGGAUUCGGAUUUCGAUGUGAAGAUAUACACCGAGCGAGACAUCACCAUAGGAGAGUUCAUGAAUCUCACCAAGAGGCCUGAUUUUGCGAGGCUAGAACUCGAGGCAUACGCGUACGACGGUUGCGGGCAGGACAGCUACGUGCUCUUGCGCCGUCCAAACAUCACGCACCACAUCGGCGACGCGUAUGUGGGUGGCAGACAGGGGACCCAAAGGGCCAUCGAGAUCCUAGGCUCAUUCGUUCAGAGCUACCCUGGUCAGGACCCCAGCCCUUUGGGCCCCGGGGUGCCCAAGCCCGAGCAGGCCCGCUCAGAGCACCCCUGGAGAGCGCUGCUGUUCGGCGUGGAGGUGCAGCUGAGUCCGGAGCACAUCGAUCACAUAUUUUUCAACAGGUACAGAACGCCAGUGCAAAAGCUCUUCGGCGACGGCCAUCCUCUGCAGUGCUUCUCCCCCGGCCACAACGCCUGCCUGCUCGAUUGCCGCGACGAGGCGGCGGAUUGCGAGUUCGAGGACCUCUUUGUCCACGUGGACUGCUUCGGGGACGCCACGGAUGUUGGCGAGCAGGCCAUCCCAGCUGGACCGCGCGCAGCCCGCGCCGGCCGAGCGCAGCCCAUGCAGUCGUUUUACGAUUCCCAGAACAGCACCAUGCGCGACGUCGGCAACCAGUGGCAGUGGCAUGAGGCGCACCGGGACGAGAAGAAGAACAUGUACCGCACAUCGUACUCGGACAUGUCCCAGGGCCGGGAGGUGGCCGUGAAGAGCGACUACCCGUCCGGCUACGGAGGCCACGUCCCCAGCUUGCGGUUCGACGUCCUCCACAGGAACACGGGUUUCGACAGGACCAACACGAUCCGCAAGAACGACUUCGGUCGAGACACCCUGCCAGACUUCUCGGAGCAGCUGAGCGGGAUCCCCUCGUACACGGCCUUCCCGCAAGGCGCGAACUCGAAGCCCACGGCGGGUGUCGUGCCGCACGACGGGACCACCACCAUGCUGAAGCCACCCUGGGCCGUCGUGGGCGCGGACGGCAAGCGGAAGUUGAACCAGCGCAGCGUCCCGCCAACGAUGUUGAGGGGCUCCAUGUCCUCGCCGUCCCUGAAGAACGCCGGCAUGAACCUGGCCAUGUGA
Prorocentrum cordatum is the source of this 1476-nucleotide messenger RNA. Lineage: Eukaryota; Dinophyceae; Prorocentrales; Prorocentraceae. The record is from the annotation of a GenBank genome assembly.